AUGUCUGGCCAGUUUUCAGCUGAAUAUAUUCGAAGUCAGCCAGAGUUUCAGUUUCUGGCCUGUAAGGAGCGAAAAGAAGGAAAAGCAAGCAUCAACCUCAAUGAUCUGUCACUGAGAAUAAUGGAACGAUCUGACGACAAAGAUACUUCGAAAUCGGAAGAUACCGGAAGUGCUAGAUCAACUCCGAGAAGUAGGGAGUUUGUCUUGCAGUCACAACCGUCUCCGUUUCGACCAGUUACCAGUCCAGAUGUGAACGGCUCUACGAGAACUUCGUCAAGAAGCUCGACGCCCUCCUUUACCCUGGCAUGUCCUACGGGAGACAAACGACGAUCAACUCCAAGACCCCAAACUGCUGUUCCCAUAUUUCCUCACUUCCUUAUGAGAGGAUACGGAUUGGAUGACGCCAAGAAAGAAAAUCCCGAUGAUGAACCUCGUCGAUUACGCCGAAAGAGUUCCAACUAUGAUCCUACAACGGACAAGACGCAGCAAUUUCUGAAAGGAUUUAGUCAAGCAAGCAGGACUCUGAUGCCAUUAAAGAGGGGUCUACGACGGGUGGAAGUUCAUUAUUCAGAGACGAACGUUCAUCAGAACGAUUCGAGAAUUUUCGCUGAUUUGAUCAAGAAUGCUCAUAAAGCCAACAUAAUUUGCCAAGAGAAUGUGGAUAAUUUGGAACGACGACUGUUAACAAAACGAACUGACUUAAAGAAAGCAACAACGUUUUAUGAUAUCUACCCAUUGCCACCGUCCUCUAUAGCACUUCCUAGAUCAGCUCGUAUCGGAGCUAGAACUGUGGCAGCAAAGAAAGAGGAGAGAAAGAAACGUAUUAAGAAGAAAGAUGAAAAGCUUAAACUGGGAUAUGAACCUAGAGUUUGGAGUUUGAAAUCACCAACAGAAGAAGAAUAUAAGAAUGUUGUUGAUUGUCGAUAUCUGCGAGUUUCUCCCAAAUACCAACCAGAACUGUAUGGAAUCAAGCAAGUGGAAUAUUCUGAAAGGCCCAAGACAGUUGGAUAG
Messenger RNA from Lottia gigantea (owl limpet), 1011 nucleotides. RefSeq lists its product as hypothetical. NCBI's taxonomy places the organism in Eukaryota, Metazoa, Mollusca, Gastropoda, Lottiidae. The record is from RefSeq and is a predicted model, not a curated record. The transcript has a single exon. The coding region runs from base 1 to 1011 and encodes 336 amino acids.